UUGACGUUCUGCGCCCAGUGCUUGCCACGUUUCCCUGGCAACGGUUCUUGGUCUCAGAAGACCAUCUAGCAAUUUGUGGGACUGCGCCGGGUCUGGGCCGCCCUUUCCCGGUUCUUAAGACCUUGAAGCCGGGUUGACCCGGUGAGUGGUUCAAGUCAGGGGACACCACUGUUGGAAGCGACCCACCAGAGAAGAUGAAACCAUCACCGAGGUUCCUCUUUUCUCUCCCAGGGUGAUUCCUCCCCAGUGGUUUAUAUGUUUCAUGGAACAAUCAUAGAGGAACUAAUCAAUCAUGAAGAGUGGAGUCAUUAUAAUGAGAAUAUCAUAGAAGAUCAGAAAGAUUUUGUUUUUAUAAAAUUCAAUGGUCUUCACUUAAAAUCUAUGGAAAAUGUGCAAUCAUGCAUUUCUCUUAGAGUGUGCAUUUUCUCAAACAAUUUUAUUACAGAUAUACAUCCACUUCAAACUUGUAUAAAAUUAAUCAAACUUGAUCUCCAUGGAAAUCAGAUAAAGAGUCUACCAGAUACUGAUUUUUGGAGUGGAUUAAAGAAUCUAAAACUCCUCUACCUUCAUGACAAUGGCUUUGUUAAGCUGAAGAACUUAUGUGCAUUAUCUGCCUGUCCAGCCCUCAUUGCUCUCACCAUGUUUGAUUGUCCAGUAAGCCUUAAAAAAGGGUACAGACAUGUUCUUGUUAACAGUAUAUGGACUCUCAAAGCGCUGGAUCAUCAUGUGAUUUCUGAUGAAGAAAUAAUUCAGAACUGGCCUCUUCCUGAAAGAUUCAAAACAUGUAAUGACCGACUUUUCUUUAACUUCUGCCCUGCUUUAAGAAAGGGAAAAACUUAUGAGGAUGAAAUUAAUAAUAUUAACCAUAUUAUUUCAAGAAUUAAUGAAAUUCUGGCUCAUAACUCACCAGUUUUGAUCAUUCAAAGAUGGAUACGUGGUUUCUUAGUUAGAAAGCAUUUAAGCCUUGUGUUUUUAUGUAAAAGACGUCAGGAGAAAAUUACUCGAGACUAUGAAACAAAAUGGAUUUAUAUAACCAAAGAGAAUGAAGAGCAAGUCUUUAAGGAUAUCUUUUGCAGGCCUGAAACUAAUGUAAAAGGAAAACUUGCACGUUGGAAGCAUGAUGUGUCUCCUGCAGAUGCAAAAAUAUCUAUUGAACAGAGAAGAGAUGUUUCCCCUCUUUUAUCUGAAUUAAAAACAAAAGAUAUUAGCAAGAAAUCAAAAAAAUCAAGACAUCUCACUCAAAAAGGUCAGGAGUCUACAGAUGAAACUGAGGAUGAAGAAUUGGAUACCAGUUUUAGUAUAUCAUCUGUCAAACUGCCCAUAUGCACUUCGGGUCCACUGAAGUAUGCUGAAGCACUGAAAGAAAAGCAAGUUUAUUUUCCUGCCCUCACCCAGCCAUCUUCUAUUACUCAUCCAAAACCACUAAUUAAAAAAGACACAGUAUCGGAGAGGAAGACAAGAAAGCGAUUUACUACACAGGGACCUAGUAUAAAACUUCAAAUGCUUAACGAUGUUGAUGAAUAUUACACAGAAGAAAAGAAACAGGAACGCCAUACUGAAAAAGUAAAAACUGUAGCCAUGGCACGUGCUGCCCAAAGAAGAAUUAGCCUAGCUGUUGAAAAAAAUUUAAACAAGAAAAAAUGUAUUGAACAGAAGCUAAUUGAAAGACAUAAGGAGACAAUUCAGAGAGGUGUACAGCAACUUUUGCAGGAAAGGUUAAACUAUCUCGCAAAAGUUAAAGAGAGAAGAACUCUCUUUCUAGAACAGAAGUACCAAAAGGCCGAAGAAAACUUAUUAAUUCAAAGCUUAAAUAAUGAGCGCACCCUUUUGCUCAAAGGAAUGGUUAAAAUCGACAGGUUGAACAAGAAUGAAGCUGUCCUAAGAGAGAAAAAAUUGAUUGUUCAGGAAAAACUUAAAGCCGAAAAAUAUCAGAAGAUUUUACUUAAGCAUAUGAAGGAAUUUAGGGCUCAAGAAGUACAUAAAAGACACUGUGAAGAAAAGUUUGUUCAUGAUAUGAUGGCUUUUCGUAAAGCCUGUGAAAGACUUCAAGAUGCUAAAACAAAAGUUGCAACUGUGAAAAAUGUUACCUUUAACUAUUUAAUGGAAUGACAAAAUGAACCAUUGACAAGUAACGUUCAAUGAUCAUCUUAAAUUUCAGCAAUUAUUUUUAGAUGAAGGGCUACAAAUUAAUACUCUAAAUAAAUACUCUAUAGCACAAGAUGGAUUUAUAUUGAAGUCUUCUAAAAAUAUAAAGAAUAAAUUCUUUUUAAUGUUGAUCAUAAUUUAACUGAAGUCCAGUAGACUGAGUGUCUCCCAGUGGUUACUUAGAUAUCCAAAUUCCUAAGGAGCAAGUUCAACUGAUUUCAUCUCUUUCAGGCAAUAUUGUAAAGUGACUGCUAAUAUCGUCUUUCAUAUCCUCUCUCAGUGUAGCAAUUUGUAAGCUAUCUGCAAUAAAUAUUUUUCUGGCUAUCA
Molecule: messenger RNA, 2472 nt
Organism: Chinchilla lanigera (long-tailed chinchilla)
Lineage: Eukaryota; Metazoa; Chordata; Mammalia; Rodentia; Chinchillidae
Gene: Lrriq3
Product: leucine-rich repeats and IQ motif containing 3
Exons: 8
Coding region: 256-2109 (617 amino acids)
Molecular function (GO): protein binding
Source: RefSeq, a predicted model, not a curated record